AAACAAAAAUUAGUUUCGAAGUCUUCUCUUCUAAAAUCUAAACAAGAACGAUAAGCAUGUGAAGAGUGACACGACAACUUGAACCGAGUGUACGUACGUGUCGAAUUGCUUCAAACAAACUACCAAAUACAAACACCGCUUCCUCGUUUCAAUCCAUAUCCAUGAUUAUUUCUUUUCCCUUUCUUUGUUCUUUAUAUCACUUAAUAAACGUUCCAUUGCAAAGCUUAAUUAUAGUUCACAGUUGCACAUUUUCUGUAAGAGCACACAGCUAAGUAAUUAGUAAUAGCCAUGGUGUUAUUGGACUUAAUUCAUGGAUUUCUCAACUUAGUAGCUCCUCCAUUUACCUUCUUCAGCUUGCUGCUUUUCGUGCCACCUUAUCAGUUUUUCAAGUACUUCCUUUCAAUUUUGGGCUCCGUUUUCGGUGACAGUGAGGAUGUUGCUGGCAAGGUUGUCAUCAUAACUGGGGCUUCCUCUGGCAUAGGAGAGUAUUUGGCCUAUGAAUACGCAAGAAGAGGUGCUUGCUUAACCAUCGCUGCAAGAAGAGAGAAGAGUCUACGUGAGGUAGCCGAAACGGCACUUAACCUAGGCGCCCCAGAUGUUUUAGUGGUUCCAGCUGAUGUCUCAAAAGUUGAAGACUGUAGAAAGAUCGUUGAUACAACCAUGACUCACUUUGGACGAUUGGACCAUCUGGUUAAUAAUGCUGGAAUGACUGCAGUUUCUCUGUUUGAAGAAACGGAAGAGAUCACUAACGUUAGAUCCAUCAUGGACAUCAAUUUCUGGGGCUCAGUUUAUAUGACAAGGUUUGCAGUUCCGUACCUGAGAUAUAGUGAAGGUAGAAUCAUUGUGCUUUCUUCUUCAGCUUCUUGGAUGCCUACUCCAAGAAUGAGCCUUUACUGUGCAAGCAAAGCCGCAAUGGCACAAUUUUUUGAGGCGUUAAGGAUUGAAUUCGGACGGGACAUCAAAAUAACAUUGGUGACACCUGGCUACGUUGAAUCAGAAAUGACGCGGGGAAAAUUCAUAGACGAGACCGGAAAAGUAGAUGUUAAUCUUCAAAUGAGGGAUGUGCAAGUGGGCAUAACCCCAGUGGUCAAAGUAGAAGACUGUACCAGAGACAUUGUGAAUGGCGCUUGUCGCGGAGAGAGAUACAUUACUGUGCCAGCUUGGUUCAGGGUCACCUACUUGUGGAAAGUUUUCUGUCCGGAGGUUGUUGAGUGGAUUUUGAGGUUGUUGUUGCUUACUGGUUCGGGAACUUCAUCCGAGGAUGCUUUGAGCAAGAAAAUAUUGGAUUACACUGGCGUUAAGAAAGUCUUCUACCCUGAAACAAUCCAAGAGCUGGAACCUCAGACCAAGUGAUUCUAUCAGUCCAGAACUGGAAGCUAUAUUAAGAUCUUUGUAUCUCUGUUACUAGAAAUUUUAGCCAGGAGAAGCUUUUAAUUCAGAGUGUUUUGUAAUUGUGAAUCUUGAUGUUGGUUGUAUUAGCGUGUCUUCCUGUAUACUCCUCCUACACAAUUGUAAGAACAGAUCAACAAAAUAAAUUUUCUCAAUAUGGCCGCACAUAACUAA
Molecule: messenger RNA, 1563 nt
Organism: Lycium ferocissimum
Lineage: Eukaryota; Viridiplantae; Streptophyta; Magnoliopsida; Solanales; Solanaceae
Product: 11-beta-hydroxysteroid dehydrogenase A-like
Exons: 6
Coding region: 289-1353 (354 amino acids)
Molecular function (GO): oxidoreductase activity
Source: RefSeq, a predicted model, not a curated record